AUGGGUUUUUUCAGUUUCAUUGGAUCAUUAAUCUACUAUCUUAUUAAGACACCACUUUGUUUGGUAUGGUGGAUCGUUACAUUGAUCUUCCACCCAGUGACUUUGUUGGUUGCUUUGAUUACAUUGUACAUCUACUACACCUCGUCAACCGAGAAGAGCGAUAUUCCAUUCAUUUCAAAACUCGCUCCAGUAUCAAAGCCACCUGUUGUUCCAAGCGCUGCCAAGAACAGAGGCAAGAAAUAA
Heterostelium album PN500 is the source of this 243-nucleotide messenger RNA. RefSeq lists its product as uncharacterized. Lineage: Eukaryota; Evosea; Eumycetozoa; Acytosteliales; Acytosteliaceae. Bases 1 to 243 code for a protein of 80 amino acids. The transcript has a single exon. The record is from RefSeq and is a predicted model, not a curated record.